CCGGUGUAAACAGGAAGCAACUCUUUUAUGACCGAAGCAUGAAGCGCGUCGCUCGUCGGGUUUGCGAUGACGGCCCAGUUCCUGAGGAGCAGGAGACGGAGGGACAGAGGCAGCUGCACAACCUGCUGCUCCAACAGCUGGAUACAGAUGUGGACAUCGACCGCUGUGUAGCAAAAAAGAAAUGCUUCGCCCCGGCCGCGCUGUACAAGCCGUUCGGCGAGCAGGCUGCAGGGGUGCGCAGUCUGGCCCAGUUCCAGGCGCUGCAGGAUGGAGAGAAGGAACUGGACAGCCUGAGAGAGCUGGGUCUCACUGACACAGAGAUCCAGCUGUGGAGAAACCGGGAUGAACACGGCGGGAAGAAUCGUGGCGUGAGCGUGGCUCCUGAAGCGCGGAACGAGCGCAUGCAGGUCAUCUGGGAGAAACUGUCGGCGAGGGCGGAGCUUUUGUCCCGUCCCCAGCGAUUCUCGGGCAGCCGAGCUCUCACCCGGAGAGAGAUGGAGAUCGAGAAGGCUCUUUUCCAAGGCAACGACCGCUCCAGCUUCCUGACCUCGCUCUACCACCAAGACGGAGAUUCCCAGAAGGAACAGCAGGGGGCGACCUUUUUCACCCCAAUGGAUACCUUGUACCGGGACUUCCUCAAAGAUCACCAGAAAGACUCCGUCACACACUUAUCCCAGACAGAAUCCCAUCGCGGCGAUACACCACAUCCAGACCCGGAUUCUCAUCGGUCCCGGAAUGCGGUCGAUGAGCAGAACAGAGAAUCGGGAAUAGACAGCGAAUCCGCAACGCAGUCUCAGAGUCAAACUUGUGUUCCGCAGAAACUGACAGUUAAUCAAGCCAUUGGACGCGUGACCUCGUGUAGCGCUCAGUGCCGGAGCGGUCCAGUGACGGCGAGCGGAAAGGUAGAGGAGAUUUCAGACGAGGAGAUCAGGAAGAACCGAGAGACAGAGGAAGGCAUACGGGGAAUUUCACGCUUUCAGAACUAUCAGUGUGGAGACCCAUCAAACGUUCUCUGUGUGAAGAACAUGAGUCCUCGAGCGUCUCUGGCCCAGCUGGUGUCACUUUUCUCCCGGUUUCAGAAGGACGACGCAGAUCCGGUGGUGUAUCGCAUCCUGACAGGAAGGCUGAAGGGCCAAGCCUUUAUCACAUUCUCUGAUAUUGAGACUGCACAAGCAGCUCUGAACACCAUCAAUGGGUACCGGCUGCAGGACAAGCCUCUAGUCAUCGAGUUUGCCCGAGAGAGGAGACACGCAAAGGCUGAGGACUCUUCAGAAACUUACAGCUGGACUGCAGCAGAAAAGGAUCCGAAAAACUGCUCAGAAAAGUGACUUUUUGAGAACAUUGAAUAGUAUUUAUAUAAGGAAUUAAACAUGGUCAUGGUUAAAGUUACUGACA
Silurus meridionalis is the source of this 1395-nucleotide messenger RNA. RefSeq names its product RNA binding motif protein 41 (gene rbm41). NCBI's taxonomy places the organism in Eukaryota, Metazoa, Chordata, Actinopteri, Siluriformes, Siluridae. Gene Ontology annotation, cellular component: U12-type spliceosomal complex. The transcript is spliced from 7 exons. Gene Ontology annotation, biological process: mRNA splicing, via spliceosome. The record is from RefSeq and is a predicted model, not a curated record. The coding region runs from base 39 to 1328 and encodes 429 amino acids. Gene Ontology annotation, molecular function: pre-mRNA intronic binding; U12 snRNA binding.